Messenger RNA from Lates calcarifer (barramundi perch), 2390 nucleotides. It is a transcript of the gene zte38, whose product is annotated as zebrafish testis-expressed 38. The coding region runs from base 1131 to 2063 and encodes 310 amino acids. NCBI's taxonomy places the organism in Eukaryota, Metazoa, Chordata, Actinopteri, Centropomidae. The record is from RefSeq and is a predicted model, not a curated record. The transcript is spliced from 12 exons.
GUACAUGUUGGAUUUUUUUUUAUGAUGUACAAUGCUACAGCUACUGUCACAGUAUCAUGGGUACUAUGGGUACUUUGUUUCCCAGCUUUUUCUUACAUCUAUUACCUUAGUGUUUCUGCACAAAAAAAGAAUAGUGGAAGAAAAACUCCAGUCUCAAGUGUCUCAAAAGAAGCUAGAGGCUUAGCUACUGUACUGAAUUGUGUAAAUGGUGUUUUUACACAGCUGAUUAGACCUCUUCAGUUUUGAUUGACAAUCACUCCUGUUAAUUUUGUGAUAACUCUACCUACAAAUCAGAUUCUUUUGAAUAUAAAAUACAUAAUAAUUUAACUCGCAUUAAUGUGAGGGCCCUCAACAGGGCCUUUAAUUUGUCCUUCCCAUAGACCUAAUACCUCACCACAGACAUUUUAAUUUGGCACAAGAUGAAAAGCGCUGGUGUAAUUCAUCGUAGCAGUUCUGGCUGUGUUUCACUUAGAUGUUUUACUAUUAUGGCCCUGUAUUGUGAAUGUUGGCUUACUGACCUGACUUACUGGAACACCAAACAAAGCAAUUCAAACAAAGCAAUCAUUAAUGUUAUGUAUUACACCUAUGGUUUUGCUGCAACUUCAAUUAAUAUAGAAUUGGCAUGUGUCAAGUAUCCAAAGCUUACCAGUCAGUUAACAUUCCUGUUAAUGUAUUUUACUUGAAUAAACGGGCAUAUUAAUUAAUUACCUGUUAAUGAUUCAGAAAAUCAAAAAAGGGGGAAAAAAAGGUUAUUUAUUCUACCCCCUUCUACUUCAUGUAAAGUCCUGUUAGUUAAAUGUCAGUCCACCUCCUCCACUAACCUAUAUAUGGUACACAGUGUACUGUAUCACUGGGGACAUAUUUUUGGCGGGAAACACUGAUUAUGAGAUCAUAUUUGUCUGGUUGUUUCAUAGACUAUAGAGCUGUUUCAUGUUUGAAUAACUUUAUCCUAACUUGUUCAAAAUUGAAAUAGGCUUCUUUGACCGCAUGAUAAUUUCAAGAGGAAAGUGAAGAUAAUAUUACUGUUUCUUUUCUGGAAUUAGCUGAGAUUAAAUAUUUAUGUUAGUUAGUUUAUGCAUUAGCAUUAGCCAUACCUAGCUAGCUAACCGGCGGCAAUAGAAAAGAGGAAAAUGGCAGCAAGGAAAAUGUGUCUCAGGAAGAACAAGGAGGAAACUGCUGAGUGGACAGGUUUAUUCCUGAACGAUCUAAAAACCAAGAACGAGUCCCUCGUCUUCGUUAAGAGGAUGAUGGCUGUGGCAGUGUCCUCCAUCACCUAUCUCAGAGGGAUUUUCCCGGAGGAUGCCUACAGAUCCAGAUAUCUGGAAGAUCUGUGCAUCAAAGUUUUACGUGAGGACUGCAGCACGCCUGGUGCCAGCAAAGUUGUGAAAUGGAUGAUGGGCUGCUUUGAUGCAUUAGAGAAGCAGUAUCUCCAGAUCGUGUACAUUGGGGUGUACACCAACCCUGAUGAACCAAAUUGCAUUAUUGAGUCGUACCAGUUCAAAUUCAAAUACACAGAGAAGAGGCCAGAGAUGGAUAUACUCAGAAACAAUGACAUGAAGAUGCAGGUGACACUGGAGGACACCAAGAGAGCCUCUGUGCUGCUUGUCAGGAAGCUCUUCCUGCUCAUGCAGAACUUGGAUGCCCUUCCCAAUAAUGUCUACCUCACCAUGAAGCUCUACUAUUAUGAUGACAUCACUCCUGCUGACUACCAACCACCAGGCUUCAAGGAGGGCGAAUGUGACAGUCUGUGGUUUGAAGGUGUGGCUGUGCACUUCAAGGUGGGUGAGGUGCAGACGUGCUUCCACAGUUUGAGAGUUCGUGUGUCCGUCGAACAAGGCCGGCUGGAGAAACUUCAGGAAGGGAACCACCUGAGGGAGACCAAGCAGGUUUCUCAGAGAGAUGCACCAAGGAGCGAUACAAUCAAGGCUCCUCGCAAGAAAAUACACGAUGAAGAUGAUCUACCCUCUGAAGAUGAGUCUGCACAGUUCAAGAAACCCACCAGACCUGUGGCAAAGAAACAUGCAGCUGCCAAAAAUCUGGCAAGGAAGAGAAGAAGAAUUUAGCCAACAAGACAAGUGCUCUGACAGCGAUACAAACACAUCAGUGAAAAAUGUCUUUAUUUUAUUGAAAUAUUUACAGUGUUUAUGUCACAAUUUACAUGAUUAACAAAUGAGUUAGACUAGUUCCUUCAAUAAUUCACACUACACACAAAAUGAUGCUGUCACAGCUCUAAUUUAAACAAUGCAGUACAAUAAGCGUACACAAAAUGUACAAUAUAGAUUAUUUAAAUCAAUACAAUGUUCAAAAGUGUUUCAUUUUUUUAGUAUUGUAUUUGUAUACAAAUACAUUGAUGUGUAUUGUUAAAAAAAUAAAAGCUGAUUGUAAACUUU